Pyrgilauda ruficollis (rufous-necked snowfinch) is the source of this 1770-nucleotide messenger RNA. Its product is annotated as ryanodine receptor 1-like. Gene Ontology annotation, biological process: calcium ion transport. The transcript has 11 exons. NCBI's taxonomy places the organism in Eukaryota, Metazoa, Chordata, Aves, Passeriformes, Passeridae. The record is from RefSeq and is a predicted model, not a curated record. Gene Ontology annotation, cellular component: smooth endoplasmic reticulum; sarcoplasmic reticulum membrane; Z disc. Gene Ontology annotation, molecular function: ryanodine-sensitive calcium-release channel activity. The coding region runs from base 1 to 1770 and encodes 589 amino acids.
AUGUCCCCGUGUCCCCAGGAGAAGGAGAUGGAGAAGCAGAAGCUGCUGUCGCAGCAGGCGCGGCUGCACACGCGGGGGGCGGCCGAGAUGGUGCUGCAGAUGAUCAGCGCCUGCAAGGGCGAGCGGGGGGCCAUGGUCUCCUCCACGCUCAAGUUGGGAAUCUCCAUCCUCAACGGGGGCAACGCCGACGUGCAGCAGAAGAUGCUGGAGUACCUCAAGUCCAAGCGCGAGGUCGGGUUCUUCCAGAGCGUGCAGGCGCUGAUGCAGACCUGCAGCGUGCUGGACCUGAACGCCUUCGAGCGGCAGAACAAGGCCGAGGGGCUGGGCAUGGUCACCGAGGAGGGCACCAGGGAGAAGGUGAUGUCGGACGAUGAAUUCACCCAGGACCUGUUCCGGCUGCUGCAGCUGCUCUGCGAGGGCCACAACAACGACUUCCAGAACUACCUGCGGACGCAGACGGGGAACACGACCACCAUCAACAUCAUCAUCUGCACCGUGGAUUACCUGCUGCGCCUGCAGGAGUCCAUCAGUGACUUCUACUGGUACUACUCGGGCAAGGACGUCAUCGACGAGCAGGGCAAGAGGAACUUCUCCAAGGCCAUGGCCGUGGCCAAGCAGGUGUUCAACAGCCUGACCGAGUACAUCCAGGGCCCCUGUACUGGGAACCAGCAGAGCCUGGCCCACAGCCGCCUCUGGGACGCCGUCGUCGGCUUCCUGCACGUCUUCGCACACAUGAUGAAGAAGCUGGCCCAGGACUCGUCCCAGCUAGGGCUACUGAAGGAGCUGCUGGACCUGCAGAAGGACAUGGUGGUGAUGCUGCUGUCCCUGCUUGAAGGGAACGUGGUGAACGGCACCAUCGCCCGGCAGAUGGUGGACAUGCUGGUGGAGUCCUCCAGCAACGUCACCAUGAUCCUCAAGUUCUUCGACAUGUUCCUGAAGCUGCGCGACAUCGUCUCGUCCGACGCCUUCCGCCACUUCGUCACCGACCCGCGCGGGCUCAUCUCCAAGAAGGACUUCCAGAAGGCCAUGGACAGCCAGAAGCAGUACGAGCCCGACGAGAUCCAGUUCCUGCUCUCCUGCUCCGAGGCCGACGAGAACGAGAUGAUCGACGUGGAGAGCUUCGCCCAGCGCUUCCAGGAGCCGGCGCGCGACAUCGGCUUCAACGUGGCCGUGCUGCUGACCAACCUGUCGGAGCACGUGCCGCACGACCAGCGCCUCAAGACCUUCCUGGAGCAGGCCGAGAGCAUCCUGGACUAUUUCCGGCCGUUCCUGGGCCGAAUCGAGAUCAUGGGGGCGGCGCGGCGCAUCGAGCGCAUCUACUUCGAGAUCAGCGGCGCCAACAAGGCGCAGUGGGAGAUGCCGCAGGUCAAGGAGUCCAAGCGCCAGUUCAUCUUCGACGUGGUCAACGAGGGCGGCGAGGCCGAGAAGAUGGAGCUCUUCGUCAACUUCUGCGAGGACACCAUCUUCGAGAUGCAGAUCGCCUCGCGCAUCUCCGAGGAGGAGGCGCCGCGCGACGAGGAGGAGGAGGAGGACGAGGACAGGGAGGAAGAGGAGCCGGCCGAGGCGCCGGCGCCGACGCUGCCGGGUUUCGGGGCGCUGCGGCGGCUGCUGGGGUCGCCCCAGACGUGGCGCCGCAGGAUCAGGAGGCUGCGCAAGAAGUCGGGGCGCGAGCUGGCGUGGGAGGCGGGCGUGGGCGCGGGGCGCGCCACCCAGGUGUCCCCAACCCCCCAGCCCCUCCCCACGUCUCUGGGGCCACCGGCAGAGCGGUGA